AUGGCAAACCAAAUCAAGUCCCCUGUUGUUGAUGCGACAGGCAAGACACGAUUGCGGGAAUCUCUAGAAAGGGCCAAAAGAGGUGAAGGCCCGAGCGUCGGUCAAUGGCUUGAGUUCCCCGGAUACUCCCUGGCGAGGACAGUAGCGCCCUUGGGAGAGGAUGAACAAGCGGAAGCUGUUGUUCGGGCAUGCAAGUACCGUUCAGCUCGAUGGCCUCAGGGUCUUCGCGGAGCCGGUGCCAUGUUCGCGCACUCCGCAUUCAAUCAAACCGGUCGAGAUUACUUACUCAGCGCUAACGAUAACGUGAUGGUCUGCGUGCAAAUAGAGAGCCAGAAGGCUGUGGAUAAUGUGGAGGAGAUUGCUGCAGUAGAUGGGGUCGACAUGCUGUUCAUCGGGCCUAACGAUCUCGCGGCCUCAAUGGGCCAUGUGGCAUUUGAUCAUGCUUCAAUCCCCGAGGUCCAGGAAGCAAUUGCUCGUGUUCUGAAGGCUGGGCUUGACGCCGGGAAGUACGUUGGGCACUUCGCGCUCAGUGCCGACGUUGCGGCGGCCAAGUAUAAACAAGGGUUCCACUUCGUGAACUGCGGAGCGGACAUCGUUGCCAUCGCCGCAUGGAUGUCUAUUGAGAUGGAAAAGCUGAAGAGCCUGGUUUCUACAAAGGCCGACGAGGAGAAGCCGAAGGAGGUGAAUGGCACCAACGGAGAUUUGGAUACAACGGAAGACCCUAAAACGGCCACCGAGUACAAUUAA
This is a messenger RNA of Colletotrichum chrysophilum, 747 nucleotides long. RefSeq lists its product as uncharacterized. The transcript is spliced from 2 exons. The record is from RefSeq and is a predicted model, not a curated record. Gene Ontology annotation, cellular component: cytoplasm. Gene Ontology annotation, molecular function: aldehyde-lyase activity. Lineage: Eukaryota; Fungi; Ascomycota; Sordariomycetes; Glomerellales; Glomerellaceae. The coding region runs from base 1 to 747 and encodes 248 amino acids.